CUGUCAUCAUCAGAAAGUUGCAAUGCAUAAUGCAGCUCAGCUGAGAGCGAAGAAUGCACGUAAAACUAGUCUUACGCAAGUGAAUGAAAUUUUUCAGUCCAGGCUUGAAUACGAGGUUCUUACUCAGAUUGGUAAUAAAAUACCUGAAAGUAAAAGGAAUAACAUUUUCACUUUAUAUGAAAAUAAUAUGAGAAGCGUUUUCGAGAGUAUUGGUGAAUAUGAUCGAAACGAAAAAUACGAAGAGAUCUUCAACGAAGAAUCAGUCAUCGUUUCCAUAACCAAAGAUGAAGAAUUAGUCGCUUUCGUAUCUUUCAGGUUUGACACAGAGGAAGGUGAAGAAGAAAACUUAUUUGCUAUCAUUUACUUGUACGAACUGCAGGUACAGCAAAGUUACCAAAACGGCAAAAUUGGUGCGAAAUGCCUUGACUCAUUGCACUCUCUAAAGGAACUAUUGAAACUUGAUAAGACAAUGUUGACAGUCUCAAAAUACAACCCACGGGGUGUUAAAUUCUACAGUAGGAAUCACUUUGAACUUGAUGAGAUUGAUCCGUCCUGGUUCGAAGGGGGUGAGAAUGAAAACUAUCAUAUCAUGUCACGUGCAUAGCAUCUAUUGAGAUACUCUUUCAUACAUUUGAAAUUCAUAAAUAACGCCAUUUUCUUCAAUGUCACCUUCUUGUACUUCAAAUCCAACGUACUUCUCGAAAUCCUCAUGAGUGCAUCUCCUCCAUUCGUUAUCGCGGAGUUCAGGAAAUUUUACGUCAGCCUCCUCAAACGAAGGUGAUUUCACGCGUGUCAUGAACACUCUUGAUGUGUAUGGUAUCAUUUGAUUGUAAAUUUGUGCACCACCUAUACAAAAAACGCGUGUUUUUGACUCAUUCGUAUAAGCUAUAGCGGAUUCCACGUUAUGUAAAAGUUUAACAUUAUCGUUUAUUUGAAGAUCGUUAGUCCGCGAUAAGAUGACAUUUUGUCUGUUUCUGAGAGGUUUAAACUUCUGAGGAAUACUAUCCCAUACUUUUCUUCCCAUAAUAACAACAUUAGGAUCUUCUUGAGUUUCUAAUUUGGUUGAUGUAACUUUCGCAAAGAAUUUCAGUUCAUUUGAGAGUCUCCAAGGCAUGCUAUUAGAGUUUGAAAGACCAAUACCAUUUUCUAUAGUAGCAGCUACUAUAACAUUCAAAUUUGAGAGUCUCUGCAUACCGUUCUUCACGUUCA
This is a messenger RNA of Wallemia mellicola CBS 633.66, 1209 nucleotides long. RefSeq lists its product as hypothetical. The record is from RefSeq and is a predicted model, not a curated record. Gene Ontology annotation, molecular function: histone H4 acetyltransferase activity; protein N-terminal-serine acetyltransferase activity; histone H2A acetyltransferase activity. The transcript has 5 exons. Lineage: Eukaryota; Fungi; Basidiomycota; Wallemiomycetes; Wallemiales; Wallemiaceae. The coding region runs from base 23 to 604 and encodes 193 amino acids. Gene Ontology annotation, cellular component: nucleus.